GCUCCCUCCUGCCCCACCUUUUUCCCCCCUCCCCUCCCGCCGCCCCCCUCACACACCAUGUGGGACUCCUUCCAGCUUCCCGGCCAGAACCUCAAUGCCUCGAUUUCGCACCCGGUCUUGCGUGCCUGGCACACGGCCGGCGCCGGGCAGAGCCCCGACGGCACCUGCCAGUUCGGCCUUGACAGCCUGAUUUUCCCGCUCUUCGUCACGGAGGUUCCAGGCGCCCGUGAGCCCAUCUCCAGCCUUCCCGGGCAGUUCCGCCUGGGCCCCGGCGAGAUCGAGGCCUAUCUUGCUCCCCUGGUGGAGCUUGGCCUGCGGUCGGUUUUGCUGUUUGGUGUCAUCACCGAUGCUUCGACCCUGCCGAAGGAUGACACCGGGUCGGCGGCUGACCUGGCGGCCGGCCCCGUGCGCACGGCCAUUCGCAUCAUCCGUGAGCGCUUCCCCUCGCUGCUGAUCGCAUGCGAUCUCUGCCUGUGUGGCUACACCGGGCACGGCCACUGCGGCCUGCCGAGCCCGGCCGAUGCGGCCGAUUGCCACGCCCCCGGCGCGUCCGGCCUGGAUCACCGCCUGUCAAUCCAGCGCCUGGGCGACAUUGCGCUGGCCUUCGCGCUCGAGGGUGCGACCUUUGGCGAUGCGUCCAGGCCCCUGCCCUGGCCAUGCCCUUGCCAUUGCUAACAGGCGCCCUCCUCUUCGCCCUCCUCGCGACGCACACAGGCGCCCACGUCAUUGCCCCGUCCGACAUGCAGGAUGGGCGAAUUGCGGCCAUCAAGCAUGCGCUUGCCCACCGCAACCUGCAGAACCGCGUGUCCGUCAUGUCCUACAGCGCCAAGUUCGCCUCCUGCUUUUAUGGGCCCUUCCGCGCGGCGGCCAACUCGGCCCCCGGGUCCGGCGACCGGAGCUGCUACCAGCUGCCGGCCGGCGCCCGCGGCCUGGCCAGCCGGGCCAUUUCCCGUGAUGUGGCCGAGGGGGCUGACUUCAUCAUGGUCAAGCCAGGCAUGCCAUACCUGGACAUUGUGCGCGAUGCGGCCAAUGAGUACCCCAAUGUCCCGGUCGCCAUCUACCAGGUGUCCGGCGAGUAUGCCAUGCUCUACCAUGCGGCUCAGCAUGGGGCCCUGCAGCUGCGCGCCGCUGUGCAGGAGAGCCUCGAGGGCGCGGUGCGCGCCGGGUCGCGCAUCCUCAUCACCUACUACACGCCGCACCUCCUCCACUGGUGGGCUGGCCGUGAGUACGAGUACUGAUGGUGUCAAGGACACCGAACAGCUCGCACGCCGCCCCGCGACACUGCCCCCCCCCCCCCGGCUGCUUUGUCGCACCAACAAGCCACACUUGCUUUUCCCGCCCCUCCCCCCCCCCCUCCUGUCAGAGGUGGAGGCAGAGGAAGAUAUAGACUCCCCCGCGUUUCGA
Messenger RNA from Fonticula alba, 1404 nucleotides. RefSeq names its product porphobilinogen synthase, variant 1. Gene Ontology annotation, molecular function: porphobilinogen synthase activity; zinc ion binding. The transcript has 4 exons. Gene Ontology annotation, cellular component: cytosol. The coding region runs from base 459 to 1238 and encodes 259 amino acids. Gene Ontology annotation, biological process: heme biosynthetic process. The record is from RefSeq and is a predicted model, not a curated record. NCBI's taxonomy places the organism in Eukaryota, Rotosphaerida, Fonticulaceae.